Messenger RNA from Ziziphus jujuba (common jujube), 755 nucleotides. RefSeq lists its product as uncharacterized. The transcript has a single exon. Lineage: Eukaryota; Viridiplantae; Streptophyta; Magnoliopsida; Rosales; Rhamnaceae. The record is from RefSeq and is a predicted model, not a curated record. Bases 78 to 515 code for a protein of 145 amino acids.
UUAGUUAGCAUGAUCAGCAUAUUUGUCAUUGCAAAUUAACAAACCCAAAAAAAAAAAAAAAAAAAGAGAGAAAAAAAAUGGGUAGUAGAGAGAAACUGUCACUUCUACGCCACCUCAUGAAGACAGCAGUGAAGAAAAUGAAAUUCAUUGUACUUAGCUUGAAAUGGAGGCAAUAUUGGCGGCGAUUGAUUGCCAAUACAAAGUCUGGUUCUGCUGGUACUAGUUAUAGAUUGAGAAGGUGGAGUUUCAAUGAUCGAUUGUUGGGACUUUAUGGUUCCUUAGAACAUGGAAAAUGUUCUGGUACUGAGAAGUUUACGGUGAAAAGUUUUCAAAGGACGACAAGUUAUGGUUGCGAAUAUGAUGUUGAAGAUGUUGAUCAGAGAGCUGAGAUUUUUAUUGCCAAUUUUCGUUCUCAGCUCCGGUUAGAAAGACAAGUUUCUUUGAGGCUAAGGUACCUAGAAGAGAAUAGUUCCAAUAUUGGAAAUGAAGGGAAUUCACUGUUUUCAGAACUUUGAUUUGGUCCAAAAAUGUUAGGAUGAUAUAUAUAUAUAUAUAUUUUGGGAUUGAUAUAUUAUAUAUAUUCUUGAGGAAGAAAUAAUCUAAAUGCACCUGCAGCUCUGGUAAUGGCAGUUCGAUCUGUAUACUACUUACUAAAGAGGAAAUGUUCUAACAAAUAUAGAUUUUUUUUUUUCUUUUUUUGGGCUGUUCUGGUUUUACAUUUGCUUAUAUUUGGAUGUUUGGAGUUUCAUUUUUAA